AUGGGCGAUUUUGCAGAGGUCCAGGCCAUCAUAUUGCAGGAGGAGCAGCAGGCGCACGCGCAGCGGCGCGCCGCCGGCCCGGGCGCCGGCAGCAGUGGCAGCGGCGGCGGCGCGCGCCCGCAGCAGCCGCCGUCCGCCGCCGCGCUGCUGGCGCGGCUCCACGACGCGGGCGUGCACCAGGCGUCGCUCUGCCAGCUGGCGGAGGCGUCCAUCGCGCCGGCGCUGUCCGCGGCGCGGCGGCUGGCCGCGCAGGUGGAGGUGCAGCGGCAGCAGCUGGCGGAGGAGGAGCUGCGGCUGCAGGCGCGGUUGCGGGAGCUGGAGGCCGCCGCCCCUGGAGCAGCCGCUGGUGUCGCAGGGGCGGGCGUUGACCUGGCCGCGACAUUGACAUUGCUGGACCUUUGA
Molecule: messenger RNA, 402 nt
Organism: Monoraphidium neglectum
Lineage: Eukaryota; Viridiplantae; Chlorophyta; Chlorophyceae; Sphaeropleales; Selenastraceae
Exons: 3
Coding region: 1-402 (133 amino acids)
Source: RefSeq, a predicted model, not a curated record